AUGUCCCUCACCUUUGACAUCUGGACCGGUGAGAAUAACGUGGCCUUCAUGGGGGUGACUGCCCACUAUGUCGCCAGCGAUUUCCAGCUGAAACAGGCUGUUAUAGACUUCAGGGAGCUGAAGGGCUCUCAUACGGGGGACUUGAUAGCCGAUGAGCUCGAGGAGGUGUUGAGGGAGUGGGGCUUGGAGAAGAUGCUGUUCGCCGUGACGUGUGACAACGCCGAGAACAACAGCAGGGCGAUGCGUCUGCUGGCUGGUAUACCUGACGCCAGGCCGGGCUCACGGCCUAGGCACCCACCACUGCUUAGUCGCUGGAGGCACUUCACGUACUAUUGGGCCGUCUCCGUAAGGCCAUCCAUCAGCAAGGAGAGUCGGAAGGCAUGGGACACCAUCAGGUUGACGGAUGCGCGCUGGGACGACCUCGCUGAGCUCCGAGACUUCCUCACCCCAUUCGAGCAAGUCACCCUCUUCGCCGAGGGUUCCCUGUACCCUACCCUCUCAGCCGUUGUACCGCAGUGCAAUGCGCUGAUUGAUCUGCAGGAGAAGGCACAGCUCACUCCUGGCAUCUCCCCUCUGCGCUCAUCGCUGAUUACUGCUGCUCUGAGCAAGCUGGGGCGACACAUAGGGGGUGUGAGCGAGGAGGCAGCGAUUUCUCGGACCCGCGCCAGAAGCUUGCACCCUUCAAGCACUGAGCGAGGGCAGCGGAGAGGAAUUCGAGAGGGGCAACACUGGAGCUAG
Closterium sp. Naga37s-1 is the source of this 738-nucleotide messenger RNA. Lineage: Eukaryota; Viridiplantae; Streptophyta; Zygnematophyceae; Desmidiales; Closteriaceae. The record is from the annotation of a GenBank genome assembly.